AAAUAGUAACAAAAUGAAACUGGAAAUAAUCAAUUUUCCAUUAUCCGGUAUUGUUGUUUGUUUGUUUGUUCUGUUUGGAAAUGCUGCUGUAGAUCUUAUACCAUGUGAUAAAACGAGAAGAGUGUUUACUAGCUCUUGGGGGGUGAUAACUGACGGUCCUAUUGGUUCCAAUUAUACUCAAGACAGUCAUUGUGAAUGGCUAAUAAAAGCGAACAGCACCAACAAGUUCAUUACUUUGAGUUUCCAAAGUAUGGGAACAGAAUGUUCCUAUGAUUAUGUAUUUGUUUAUGAUGGAGAUUCAUUCAAGUCACCACUGUUGGGAAGCUUCAGUGGAAAAACAGAACCACAGCAAGUGAUAGCUUCAUCUGGAUAUAUGCUGAUUCUGUUGUACAGUGACACAAAUUAUGUUUUGGAUGGCUUCCGCGCUGAGUUUUCUAUAACUGAUUGUCCAAAUAACUGCUCAAAAACUCAAGGACACUGUUUUAAAAAUCGCUGUGUUUGUGAAAGUGGAUGGGGUGGACAAGAUUGCUCAAAGAAACUCUGCCCUGAGGAUUGUGGAUUUACCCAUGGGAGAGGAAGAUGUGAAGAUACAUGUAUUUGCAAUCCUGGAUUUUCUGGACAGGCAUGCAGUUUAAGUGAUGAAGAUGUGUUGGGUAACAAAUGGCACUGGUUGUCUCACUCUGAAGGAGGUCUCACAAAAAGAGCAGCUCAUACUGCUGUUUACGUGGAUCAAACUGAUUCUCUCUAUGUAUUUGGUGGAUAUAACUUAAAUAAAAUUUUGGGAGAUUUAGAAAUAUAUGAUUUUAAAAAUAGCUCAUGGAUUGAUGAGAAUGGCCAUCCACUACCACAUAUCAGUUUGUUAAACUUUGUAGACCCAGCAUCUGUGGCAAAGUUGAUUGAACAUGCAGGAAGACCAUGGGAAAAGAAAUGGGGUAUAAACUCUAAAAACUCAUUCUUCAGAAAUCUAUUGUACAUAAGUGAAAAUUCAAAUGUGACUAAAAGAAUACAAAGGCAUUCACAAAAACCUCAACACCAGAAACCUCUACCUAGGUAUGGCCAUUCUGCUUGCAAAGUUGAAUUAGGUUUUGUAAUUUUUGGGGGAAAAUUGGAUAACGGUAGUUUAUCGAACGAGCUUUGGCUCUAUAACGCAUUUACAAUGAAAUGGGAACUCAGAAGUUUGCAAUCAAAAAUCCGACCGCCGAAAUUGACUCGGCAUACAUUAACUGCUGCAGCUGACGAUGAGAUAUUUCUGUUUGGCGGAAGUACGGAAGACGGAGAGUUUUCCUCCAAGCUAUUUAAAAUACAUUUAGAGGACGAUCUCUCCGAGAAUUGGAUAGAAGUUAAAUCACGAGGAGGCAAGGAGUUAGAUGUUCGCGUAGUUGCGCAUUCGACUGUUUACCAUUCGGUAACUAAUUCAUUAUUGGUUUAUGGCGGUAUAGUGGCUGGAGUCGCAAGAUUUUCUAAAUUAUCGGAUCGUAUGUUUGCAUUCCAAUUAGAUAGCAGACAUUGGUCUGAGAUUCAUUAUACCAGAGAAUAUUUAAGAGAUAGAUUCGUGCCGCGCGAACGUGCUUUUCACACCGCUAACAUCCUUGGAAACUAUUUGAUCGUCUUCGGUGGUUACUCGCACAGACACAACAAAGAAGAAAUAUGCUACGACAACCAAAUGUAUUUAUAUCACUUAGGAUGCCAUACAUGGGUCAAUCCAGAAAUUUUGGGACGAUCAAACGAUUCGCGUUAUCCGAAGCAACAAGGCGUGUUCGCUCACGCAGCUACUGUCCGAAAUGGAAACACUUUACUCCUAGUUGGUGGCUAUCAUGGUAACGUCAAUGGUGAUCUAUUGGCCUAUACAGUUCCACCCAUGGUCGCCGUAAAGGCAGGAGAAAAUUACGAACCAGAAGCAGCUUGCCCUAGGCACAGAAAUUAUGCUGAAUGCUCUGCGGACCCAGAAUGCGGUUGGUGUUCUGCAGAUGAAUUAUGCUACGGACGAACGGUGGGUGCGAAUUGCACUACCAAUUUACAGACGACACGGUGUCCUGGAGUCUGUCCCGCUCUGGGAGAUUGCCAUUCCUGUUUAAUUCACGGUCACAAUAAUGGUAAUGCUAAUGUAAAGUCUGCAGCUCAUAAGCUUGGACUCGCUGAAUGCACUUGGUGCGUGCAGAAUGCCAGAUGUCACCACAAGGAUGAUAAUUAUGGUGUGUGCGGAUCUCGAGAGGAUAGUCCUAGCCAAAUGCCUGGCUGGUGGGGUGUCAAAGGGACCGAGGUGUUGAGACCCCAAGAAUGCAGGGAAUUGGACAAAAGACCUGGAUUAACUUUCGUUAAAUACUUCCAUCCGGUUAAUUUCACGCAGCCCGACCAUGUAGCCAUCAUAAAUGCAACUACAGUGGAUUUCAACAGUCCAGCGAAUCCACUUUUGCGAACAGAUUCCGGUGGGAAAAUGGUAGCUCGUCUUUUGGGAUUUCUGAGACCGCCGCCGCAAUGGCAGGAGAUGUUAAAAGUCUGCAUAAGUUUUUGCAGCGCUACACUGAGAAUCGGAGAGAACCAAUUGUCUAAUUUAACGGCAGAGCAGAAAAGAUGCGAGCCACAGCACUGGCCGAAACAAGAGAUUUCCAAUAGGGUUUCGAUCGAUUUCGAAUCGCACAAAGUCGUUAGCUUCGCUUAUCAUUCCCAUCAUUCACAAAGUAAAAUGGAAUUGCAACAUUACAAGGGCCAGGAGAAGGCAAAGGUUUUUACUUUUGAAUAUUUAGAGCCUUUUGCAAAUGGAAGCUGUAGUCAAUACAGGAACUGCUUGCAUUGCUUGACGGACUCGCAUUGCGGAUGGUGCGAUGCUAGUAAUAUUUGCGUAUCUCGUUUGGAAGAUGAAAGUAUCACUUGCGUAGCGGAAGACGGCGAUUGGAGAUACCUAACAAUCCAACCAAGUGCAUGUUCGAAUUGUUCCAAUUACAUUUCCUGCGAAAGCUGCUUGAAUUCAGGACUGUGCGAAUGGUGGGUGGAAGAUGCUAGGUGCACCAGGCGCGGUUUAUCCAGUGAAUCGGCCGUUUCUUUGGAACAAUGUCCAAUGCCAUGUCACAAAAGGGCCAAUUGCAGCGCCUGCUUGGAACAAAAAGGACGGUGCGUUUGGUGCGAGGCAACAGAGCAAUGUUUCAGCUUCUCCGUGUACACCAGUGAAUACCAAUUCGGAUUGUGCAGGGAAUGGUUGGAUCAGGCAUUUCCUAUGGUUCCGCAAGAUCACAACAUAAUAGCCUCUGCCAGGCCGCAUGAACAAUGCAAAUCCUGUUCUCAUCACACCAAUUGUUCCACGUGUCUGAGUUCAUUGAAUUGCGGAUGGUGUUAUAAUUCUUCCAACCCGAUUUCCGGGAAAUGCGUACAGGGUGAUUUCAACAAUCCACGCGGAAAUUGUUCUAUCGCAAUAGAGACUCCGAACGCAAAAUGGGCCUAUGCUCAAUGCCCAGAUGUGGAUGAAUGCGGCCUCGGUCUGCACGACUGCCACAAGGAAGCAAUUUGCACGAAUACCGAUGGUUCUUUUAGUUGUCAAUGUCGCAGGGGAUAUAUAGGCGAUGGACGAAAAUCUUGCGUUAGAACAUGUUACAAUGUUUGUGUGCACGGGACAUGCCAAGGGGAACCCAACUAUUCUUGCAAAUGUGAUCUGGGAUGGACGGGAGAUGAUUGUUCUAUCAAUUGCGGUUGUAAUAAUCAUUCCAAUUGUCCGGAAGAUGUUGGCAUCUGCGAGGAAUGUCAGAAUUGGACGGAAGGAGAAUUUUGCGAGUUUUGUAAAGCGGGCAGCUUUGGAAAUGCGACUACUGAACAAGGAUGCAAGCAAUGCGAAUGCAAUGGUCACGGAAAUGAGAGCGAGGGCGACUGUGACAUUAUAACUGGUGUCUGUUAUUGCAAAGAUAACACGGAAGGUAAUCAAUGCGAGAGAUGCAAAUUGAAUUACUACGGUGACCCCAGGGGUGGCCGACAAUGCUAUUAUCAAUGUGAAGCAAGAGGUAUGUUGAUUGGAUCAAACGGGCAAGGAAUCAGCUCAAGACAAUCUUACAGUGCCCCUUGGGGCGGUCCUCCAACCAGGGAAUGCCUAUGGAUCAUUAAUCCUAUAAUUGAGUCUGGAUCAGCUAUUAUUCAAUUACAAAUGAACUCGACGGAUCUGAAUGUUACUUGUGGUGAAAAUGCAGUUUACGUGUAUGACGGACUACCGGAACUAGUCGAUAUGGGUAGUCAGAGUGCGUUAUCCGCUGUAUUUUGCAACGAGGAAGCAUUACCUUCAGCAAUUGUCGAAUCAAGAACAGGUCAAUUAACUGUUCAUUAUAAACAAGGACUGCUGGGCGAGGGUUUCAGUGCAAUGUACUUCGUUAUUGAAUGCGAAAAUUGCGUUCAUCCGAGGAUCUGCAAAAACGGUUUAUGCAUAUGCAAAGACGGAUUCGUUGGACCGCACUGUGACAUUGAAGUGUGUCCGAAGAACUGCAGCGCCAGCAAAGGUCAUGGAAAAUGCGAUAAAUCUUAUGGUAGAUGCUUGUGCGAGGAGAAUUGGGGUGGACGUGCGUGCGACAAAAGGCUUACAGGAAAUCAGUUAGUAUUUGCUGAACUAUUCAAUACCGUCAAUUUAGUGGAUCACUUGGAGCAUCUUCGUAAGACUUUACCGCGAUUCGGGCAUUCUUUGGUGUCCGAUCGCCGCGGCGCACUUUGGAUGUUCGGCGGCUAUUCUUUAUCGCAUGGACCUUUAAACGAUAUACGACUAUUUGAUACAAGGAACAGUACAUGGAUGCAAGUUACUGUUGAUUCCACUCCUGAUGCGAAGAUGCCACUGGGUAGAUACUUCCAUGGCGCAGACAUUGUACACUCCAAACAAGCCAUUUUUGUGUUUGGUGGCUUAACAAAACAAACGAAAUCUGUGAAUAUCAGAACACUUGACGAUUUCUGGCAAUUUGAUAUACACAAUCAACGAUGGAACGAGAUCGGACGCGAAAAGGCGGAUAGCUGGCCGUUUGCAGUUUCCGGACACACCCUGACUUCAUAUAGAAAUUCUUCCUUAGACAGCUUAAUUCUUAUUGGAGGUGUAUCACCACAACAUGGUUUUAUGAAUUAUGUGUGGGAGUUUAGAUUAGAUGGAUUUCAAUGGCAUAAAUGGGAUACUAGAGGGGCAGGACCUCUUGGUAUAUUUGGACACACAACUGUAUUCCAUGCACCAUCCAAGAGUUUGUACGUGUUUGGUGGAUAUAGAUACGAAAAGCAGGAAGCUAUAUUUUCAGAUAUACUUUACGUAUUAAAUUACGACACUAAAACUUGGACGAAUCUAAAUUCCUUUACAUCAUCGGUAUUGCCAGGAAAACGAUUUCUACACUCUUCAGUGACUACAGAUUCACAUUUAUACGUGCUUGGUGGAAGAAUUUCUCCGUGGAACAUAUCUGAUACACUCUAUGCGUACUCAUACAAUUGUAAUCAGUGGAUAAAUUUGAUUACUGAUGGUGUUGAUAAGAUCGGUCCAUUGCCUGGCCAAACCUAUGCCCAGGCAAUGACAGUAGAGCCAGACGGAAAUGCUGCAUAUAUAAUAGGAGGAUGGGGCAGUGACGUGCAAUGCUCCGUUUUACGUUUGGAAUUGCCUCGGGAUCUUUGCGCCCUGUGGCCGAAUAGAGACUGUCUGAAAGUACCUGAUUGCGCAUAUUGUGCAUUGAAAUAUGAUGUAAAAACCGUUUCUGAAACUUGCCAUAGUCAUAAAACAAAAUGCCCCUUUCCGGAUAUAGUAAAUCGUAAUUAUACAAAACAUGAAAACCAAGGAAGAGUUUGCGAUGGGCCGAUCGUAACGGACAAUUGUACAGUAUUAUAUGAUUGCUCAACGUGUACCCAAGUGACUGGAUGCCAGUGGUGUGAUAAUUUAUGCGUUGGAAACAAAACUUGCUCAGGAAAAUCAAUCACUCAACCAACACAGUGUCCAUAUAACACAUGUGUUGCCACUGAUUGCAUCCAGUGUCAUCAGAUCCCAGGCUGUGAUUGGAGUUACACCAAGCAAAAAUGCAUACAAUUAUUUAAUUCCCAAGAACAAAAUGCAAUUAACACUUGUGCGCCAUCCUGUACCCAUUAUAAAUCUUGCAGCGAAUGUCUGGAUGCUUCAGAUUGCCGCUGGUCAACGCAAUUGGAUGAGUGCAUUUCAGCGUCGUACCAGCAAUUGUACUGUGCUGGUGGAGUCUGUGGUCUGGUGUUGCAAACAGACGAUCGAGAAUUUUGUCCAGAGCCGUGCUCCGUUUUUUCGCAAUGUGCGACAUGCUUAAGACAUGCCAAUUGCGGAUGGUGUGCUGCUCCUGAUAACAACGGUACAGGUUUAUGCACAGAAGGAUCAAGCGAACGACCUAUGCAUGGAACAUGCGACGAUGUAGUCUAUCAGACUGAUUACGAAUUGCCGUCUAAUACCAGUUACUCUUGGUUUUACGUUAAAUGCCCUCCGGAAAAUGAAUGUCUGAACGAUCAUCAUAGCUGUAAUCCCAUUUCCGAGAGGUGCGAAGAUUUAGAAGAGGGUUACAAAUGUGUAUGUGGCUCAGGCUACAAAACUAGUCCAAACGGCUGUGAACCAGUAUGUGCACAAGGUUGUGUCAGAGGACAGUGCAUUGAGCCAAAUAAAUGCAAAUGCGAUUUCGGUUACGUUGGGGCUAACUGCAGCAUUCAAUGUCAAUGCAAUGGACAUGCAAACUGCGAGGGUCCGGACAAAUUGGAUCAAUGUCUGAAAUGUCAUAAUAAUACGAUGGGAACGCAAUGCGAGAAAUGUUUGCCGCUGUUUGUAGGUGAUCCAUCUGAUAGUGGGCAAUGCAUUCCAUGCGAACAGUACUGCAACGGACACAGCAAAAUAUGCUUAAGUGAAAACUCUACGGAACACGAUCCUCCAGAAAAUAUGGAUAUUGAGGAAGUACGAAAAUACCUGAAAGAAGGUCCAAAAGGUAUUGCUCGAUGUUUGCGAUGCGGUAGUCGUACAUCGGGAACAAGAUGCGAUGAAUGCAUAGCAGGUAAUUUUAGAGGAUCGGAAGACCAUAGAGAUCCGUGUCGUCCGUGCGAUUGCCAUGGACACGGAGAUACAUGUGAUCCAGUUACUGGUGAGAAAUGCAAUUGCAAAAAUAACACUGAAAGCGAUAUUUGCCCCUCCGGUGCUUCUGGUAAGAAUUCUGCAACCCCUUGUUACAUGGUGCAAUGUUCAAAAUGCAAAGAAGGGUAUUCGGGAAUACCGACCGCUGGUCAUCAGUGUUAUAAGGUAAUGAGCAUGGACUUAAAAAUGUGUUUCGAUGCGAAGCUAAUUGAUGAGUGUAAAAUGAAACCGAAACCUUUACAUCCAGGAGAGAUGGUAUUCUUUGCAAUACAACCGAGAUACAUGAAUGUCGAUAUAAGAGUAAUAAUCGAUGUGACGCAAGGGAAAUUGAAUGUCUUCAUGAGUACGCACGAUGACACGUACAUUGUAUUCCAAAAUCAAUCGACUGGCGUGCAUGAGAUUGAUUUGGAUCCGAAGUAUUCUCACAUAAAUAAUGGAACGGACGAUGUGUAUUUAGAAAAAUCAGCAAACGGUCUUAGGACGUACAUCACAGUCAAAGAGACGAAAACAAUGCUUGCAGUGAAGGGAUUGAAAGAUCGUCUUGUAAUCACACUACCUGAAGAAUCUCAUAGUUUAGAAUCCACUCGUUUCUAUCUGGUCUUGCAAGCGGUGGAUCCACCGGAAACUGAUAAGAAGGUCGCGUACGGAAUUGUCUUCUUCAAACAAGAUCAAUUGCACAUAGAUCUGUUCGUAUUUUUCUCUGUUUUCUUUUCGUGCUUUUUCUUGUUCUUGGCUGCAUGCGUGGUCGCGUGGAAAGCUAAACAAGCGGCAGAUGUCCGGAGGGCACACCGAAGACACGUCGUUGAAAUGCUGCAUAUGGCCAAGAGGCCUUUUGCAAGCGUCACCUUAAAUCUUGGCCAAAGAACAAAACCGAGAAGGAAUGCACACUACGAUCUAAGACCGGUUGCAGUCGAACCGACAGGGGACAGUUUGGCAGCUGUAGCAACUAUAUUCAUAACUCUACCGGGCGGACAAAAUACCCCAGUCAAAUUAGCUUUAGCCUCUUCUUUGAUAUUGUUAGCCAGACAAUUCCCACCAGGUGGUAGAGCAUUCUUAAGAAGACGAUCAACUCAUGCAGUCCCGCCCACCUAGAAUAUACUCUACCAAAUGUGGAUACUACAAACACUCUCUAAUCAGAUCUACUCAAUAAUAUGUACCUACGUGUUUUAUAUGUUAUAGAUAUAUGU
Molecule: messenger RNA, 8250 nt
Organism: Nicrophorus vespilloides
Lineage: Eukaryota; Metazoa; Arthropoda; Insecta; Coleoptera; Silphidae
Gene: Megf8
Product: multiple epidermal growth factor-like domains protein 8
Exons: 14
Coding region: 14-8155 (2713 amino acids)
Molecular function (GO): protein binding; calcium ion binding
Source: RefSeq, a predicted model, not a curated record